Thunnus maccoyii (southern bluefin tuna) is the source of this 1426-nucleotide messenger RNA. Its product is annotated as GDP-L-fucose synthase-like. The record is from RefSeq and is a predicted model, not a curated record. The transcript is spliced from 11 exons. Gene Ontology annotation, molecular function: GDP-L-fucose synthase activity. Gene Ontology annotation, biological process: nucleotide-sugar biosynthetic process. Lineage: Eukaryota; Metazoa; Chordata; Actinopteri; Scombriformes; Scombridae. The coding region runs from base 385 to 1338 and encodes 317 amino acids.
UCUAUUUUUUUUAUUGUUUAAUCUUUAUUGUUUUUUAUAUUAAAACAGAACUGAACAUGGGUCAAUCAAUAGCAUGUAAUCUACAGGUCCAUUAUGACCAGUAGAUGGAAACAGCUCAUCUUUUCCAUCAAUUAAUAGGCGGAGACAUGUCGUAGGAGGAGUCUCAGAUUGCCUCACACACCUAAAUCCUGUUCAUCACUCAGAAGCUGAGUGAAAAAAGCCAUAACAUAAUAUAGUAUACAAAAGACUGAAGUACUUGUAAGACAGGAUUGCUAAAACAUAUACUGACACCCUGGAUUAGACAAACACUCUCUGGUGAUGUCCACACUUACCUGAGCCCUCUAACACACAGUAUAUAGAUUAUUUGGCCACGGGAUCAAAGGCAUGCCAAUGCGUGUUCUGGUGACUGGUGGAUCUGGUUUGGUAGGCAAAGCCAUUGAGCAUGUGGUGCAGCAGGAGGGGGGGAAACGUGAGGGAGAAGAGUGGAUCUUCCUCUCUUCUAAAGAUGCUGAUCUCGUAGAUAUCGGGCAGACCAGGGCUGUGUUCGAGAAGUAUCGCCCCACUCAUGUCAUCCACCUGGCUGCAAAAGUGGGAGGACUCUAUCUGCACAUGAGGGAAAACCUACACUUUUUGAGAGACAACAUCAAGAUCAAUGACAAUGUACUACAAACAGCCCAUGAGAUGGGUGUCACUAAGGUCGUGUCUUGCCUGUCCAGCUGUAUCUUCCCUGAUAAAACCACAUACCCCAUCGAUGAGACCAUGAUACACAAUGGGCCACCUCAUGACUCCAAUUUCGGUUACUCAUAUGCCAAAAGAAUGAUUGAUGUUCAGAACAGGGCUUACUUUCAGCAGUACGGGCAUCGUUACACAGCAGUCAUCCCCACCAAUGUGUUCGGCCCCAACGACAACUUCAACAUAGAAAAGGGUCAUGUGCUGUCAGCGCUUGUUAACAAGACACACAAAGCCAAAAAUGAAGGAACUCCUGUGAAUGUGUGUGGAUCUGGAGCUCCUAGAAGACAGUUCAUCUUUUCUCUGGACUUGGGUCGUCUAAUCAUUUGGGUCCUGAGAGAAUAUGAAGAGAUUGAUCCCAUUAUCCUCUCUGUGGGGGAAGACGAUGAGGUCUCAAUCAAAGAGGCUGCGGACAUGAUUGCACAUGCUCUGGGCUUCAAAGGCAAAAUACAUUAUGACACCACCCUGUCUGACGGCCAGAUGAAGAAGACGGCCAGCAAUGCCAAGCUGAGACGCUACCUCCCUGACUUCACCUUCACACCCCUUAGAGAAGCUAUACAGAUGACGUGCGACUGGUUUGUGGCCAACUAUGACAUCGCCAGGACAUGAAGUGACCAAACACUGAGCUGCAUCGUCUUUACUCUAAUGUUUUUUGUUUGUUUUCUUUACUUCUGGUGUUAAGGAAGUUAAGUGCCUC